This is a messenger RNA of Megalops cyprinoides (Indo-Pacific tarpon), 1515 nucleotides long. RefSeq names its product mitochondrial ribosomal protein S26 (gene mrps26). NCBI's taxonomy places the organism in Eukaryota, Metazoa, Chordata, Actinopteri, Elopiformes, Megalopidae. The transcript has 4 exons. Gene Ontology annotation, cellular component: mitochondrial small ribosomal subunit. The record is from RefSeq and is a predicted model, not a curated record. The coding region runs from base 93 to 716 and encodes 207 amino acids.
CGGAAGUGAACUGGGAUUAAAGCGGUGGUAGAGAUACACCACAUGUGACAUUCUCUGACAAGUUAGUUGUUUAAAAACAUAUUAACGUCAGUAUGUUUCAUGUGGCUACAAGGAUUCAAAACCCACUUGUCCGUGUCCUUUCCCCCCGGCCAAGUGUGCUGGUAGAGGUGGUUCGGGGAAGGAAAUCCCGCACCGACCCGAAGGCCAAGUCGAAAAUGGGGAGACUGAAGGUCCCGCCUCCGGUUGAUCCGGUGGAAAUGGUCGUCCUCAAGGAGAGAUUCACGCAUUAUAACAUGAUCUUGCGUUCCUUACGGUUCCUGUUUAAGGAGGAGCUGCUGCGGCGCCGGUAUGAGCAGGAGGUGGGCUCCCUGGCGGAGGAGCGGGCCAAGCAGGAGGCGGAGGAGCACCACGCCCUCAUGGCCUGGAACACCGCGGAGAACCAGCGGCUGCGAAGGCAGCGUGAACUCCGCAUUCAGAAGGAGGCAGAGGAGCAUGAUUUGAAGAAAGUGGAGGCUGCCAUUUUGAGAGAGAAGAAGAUGGAGAGCCAUGUGAAGGAGAAGAAAGAGGAGAUUUUGCAGCUACUGGAGGAAGCAAAGACAUUUAUCACCCUGGAGAAUUUGGAGCAGCGCAUUGAGGAGGCCCUGGACAAUCCCAAGAACUACAACUUUGCCAUAGACAAAGAGGGUCGGGUGGUGAAACGGACAGUGCUGCAGUGAAUCAGGAGAGCCACACUGACCUGGCAUCAGUUCCCAUGAACACUGUCUGUUCUGGGAAAAUAGCCCAGUGGUGACAGAUGGAACUCCUGUUCUGAUGCCGUUUUGGUCAUUCCAUUUACCAGUGGCAGGCAGAUCUACUGGAGCCUCAGUCAUUCACUUUACAUUUUACACCUCCUUAUGAGUGCACCUACUGCCUUGCAGUUGCACUAGCUUGCAGUGUUUGCUCUGUGAGGCUAUAUGAGAAUGAACAGUACGCCAGUGUGUCUGUUCCUGUAAAACCUGAGAUGCCAAACUGUUCUGUUGCUGUCAUCAGUUGUAUAGUGCACCCAGGGCCAUUAUUUUGGGGAAAAAGAUGAAUAGGUGGAUUUAUCAUUUAGCGUGCAGUUGAAUUUUUAAAUAACUGACAGUUUCUUCUAAAGAUAAAAGCGUAUGUGAAAGUGUAUCCUUGGGAAAGUACUUAGUUGGCCAUACCAUCACACACCAGGCCACUGAGCCUUCUGAGGCUCAUUUAUGUCGAAUCAACAGGUACAGUCAAAUGCUUUCCCUGGAAUUUAUGCACUCAUAGAGCAAGUUAUUUUAAAGAAAAAUAAUCUACUGGAAGUGACUACACAAUGCACUCAUUGAUUUUUUUGGUGCAGAGACCCCAAGGCACUGAUACCCUGCAGGUUGAGUAUAUAAUUUAUUAAACAAUGUUCUCCCAUUAGACCACCUAGUGAUGCCUACACUUUACAUUUUUGUAACUGUAAUAUAGACUGUAACAGAAUGUAUAUGGAGUAGGGUUUGCAAUGUCAUGUCAAGU